Alligator mississippiensis (American alligator) is the source of this 5366-nucleotide messenger RNA. RefSeq names its product periaxin (gene PRX). The coding region runs from base 585 to 4874 and encodes 1429 amino acids. The record is from RefSeq and is a predicted model, not a curated record. Gene Ontology annotation, molecular function: protein binding. The transcript is spliced from 5 exons. NCBI's taxonomy places the organism in Eukaryota, Metazoa, Chordata, Crocodylia, Alligatoridae. Gene Ontology annotation, biological process: regulation of RNA splicing; peripheral nervous system myelin maintenance. Gene Ontology annotation, cellular component: nucleus; cytoplasm.
GCCCUGGGAGCGCCGGGAGGAGUUGUUUCCCUCCUGGAUGGGCAGGAAGGCGCCGGGUGCUAUUUUGGGCCACGGCUGUUCCAGAGAAGGCGGACCCCCCCCACCCAGCUGCAGCGUCCCGGGGGGGACGGGGCGGGGGCUGCUUGCCCCCCGGGGGCUCCGGGAUGGGUCCCUGAUGUGACCAGCUUGGCUGGUGCCCCUCACUCCCGACCCCCAGCCCCAGCCACAUCUGCCUCUCCCCUCGUUGCCUGCCCCGGACACCACCCCCCCGCCCCGCCCUUGGAGACCGUCUCAGCAGCCGCUCCGUCUCCCUCCUUCCCCGCUUGCUCCAGGCGCCAAGAGAGAAUUGCCGGAAAGCCCCAACCCAGGCCCAGACUCAGGCCAUGUCCUUGCUGCAGGAAGCCGCUCGCGGGGAGCUGCGGUGAAGGAUCGGGGCCCGUCUGCACCGCCUCUGUGCCCGGGGGAGCCCGACAGCGCCUGGAGAGCCGUAAGCACCGGGACCGGCCCUUGCAGAGGCGCAGAAAGCGAAGCUGCACGCGGAGCUGGUGCAAGUCCUGCAGCGCCGAGCCCAGGCCGUGUCCGCCAUGGAGCCCGCGGCUGCCGCGGCGCCUGAGCUGGUGGAAGUCAUCCUGGAGACGGAGCCCGAGGCCGGCGUGCGUGGCAUUGGCUUGUCCGGUGGCGGCAAGCAGGGGCUCUUCGUGGCCCAGCUGCUGGAGGGGUCCCCGGCCGCCAAGGCCCUGAACCUCCGCGAAGGCGACCAACUGCUGAGCGCCCGCGUGUCCUUCGAGAACGUGCGCUACGAGGACGCGCUGCGCAUCCUGCAGUGCGCCGAGCCCUACCAGGUCUCCUUCUGCCUCAAGCGCACCGUGCCCAGCGCCCACGUCGGCUCCGGCCCCGGCGGCCUCGAGCUCAAGGGCCCCAAGGCCAAGGUGGCCAAGCUGAGUGUGAAGAGCCUGGCGCCUGCCAGCAGGAAGGCAAUGGCGGCCGUGGCGGCCGUGGACGUGGCCCCCGUGGACGUGGAGUUCUCCCUGCCCAAGUUCUCGCGGCUGAGGAAGGGCAAGGGGGCGGCAGAGGCCGGCCCGGAGCCUGCGGCCACGAUGGAGCCGGCGCGCCGGAAGCUGAAGUUCCCGCGGCUGAAGGUGAAGGAGGCGGCGGGUGCGAAGGUGCCGGAGCCGGCGAGGACCAAAGCCCCAGCACCUGCCGGGCUCAAGGCGGAGGCUGAGCGCAAGGAGCCCCCUAAGUUCAAGGCCCCCCAGGUGGAGCUGGGCCUGCCUGGAGCCCCCGGCCUCGCCGCGGCCCUGCCCGAGCCGGAGGGUGCCGAGAAGCAGCUGAAGGUGCCGCAGCUGGAGCUGGCGCUGCCCAAGGCCGAGGUGCCGGAGCCGGUGCCAGAGCACAGAGCCGGCCUCGCACUGCCGGCCGUGGACGUGGCGCUGCCCAGCGUGGACGUGGCCCUGAAGCUGCCCAAGGCCGAGGUGCCCCCGCCCGCCGCCGGCGCCUUCCGGAUCCAGCUGCCCAAGCUCGGCCUUGCUGCAGAGACGGAGGUGCCGGAGGGCCAGGGACGGGCGCCGGGGCUCCAGGCACCCAAGGUGGAGCUGGCCCUGCCCGCCGGCAAGGUGCUGGAGCCUGAGGGGCCGCCCAAGCCAGGGCUGGCGCUGCCCUCCCUCGCUGUCGGCGUGCGGCCAGUGGACGUGGAGCUGCCCUUGCCCAAGGGCAAGGUGGAGCCGGCGCCGGAGCCGGCCAAGCUGGAGUUCCCGGACGUCACGGUGCAGGUGCCCAAGCUGGGCCUGCCCCAGCUGGGCGGCAGGGCGCAGGAGGGGGCGGCGGAGCGGGAGAGCCCCAAGCUCAAGGCCAAGGGCCCCAAGAUCAAGCUGCCGAGCUUCGGGCUCUCGCUGCGGGAGCCCAAGGCCGAGGCAGAGCCCGGCGCCGCGGAGGGCAAGGCCCGGCUCCCUGCCCUCAAGAUGCCAUCCAUCGACAUCGUGGUGCCCAGAGCAGCAGACGUGGAGCUGCCGCCCGCACCCGACGUGCGCCUGCCCACGGCCAAGCUGGAGAUGCCGGGCCCCGAGGUCAAGUUCAAGCUGCCGCAGGUCUCGCUGCCCAAGCUGGAGCUGGCGGGGAAGGUGGAGCUGGAGCCCGAGCCCGAGCCCGGGGCGCUGGAGCUGCUGGCCGGGAAGAUUGGUAUGCCCAAGCUGGACCUCUCGGUGCCGGGGCUGCAGCCGGUUGGCGUGGAGCUGCCCGCGGCGCCCGAGCUGGGCAUUGCGGUGCCGGAGCCCAGGGUGGAGGUGGCGCUGCGCUCGGCGAAGGGGCCGGAGCGGGCGGUGGAGGUGGCUCCAGCCCGGCUGAGCUUCCCCUCGGUGAAGGUGCCUUCCCUGGAGAUUGACCUGCCCCACGUCGCCGGCGUUGAGUACAGGGAAGCUGUGGUGCCGGAGCCGCCAAGCCUGCCGCUGCGAGUGCCCAAGGUGGACCUGGCCCUGGGGAGGGAGACGGCGGAGGUCGAGGGCCCUGACGCCAGCGUCCAGCUCCCAGCCGUGAAGCUGCCGGCGGUGGAGAUCGCGGCGCCCACGUUGCCCGGCUUGGACAUCGAGCCUGGGGUACCUGAGGCCAAGCCCAAGUCUCCCAAGUUCUCCCUGCCCAAAUUCCCCCGCGGCAGGAAGGAGCCAGAGCCGGAACCGGAGCCGGGCGCCAAGGGGGCCAAGCUGAAAAUGCCGAAAUUGGGGCUGUCCUUCUCCAAGGCGAAGCCGGGGACCGAAGGCGACGGAGGGAGCCUGGAGCUGGAGGGGAAGGCAGGGGCCAAGCUGCCGGGGGUCGAGAUUGCGGCGCCCUGUGCGGACGUGGCCGUCGGGCUGCCGGGAUCCAGGGGGGCCGUGCCUGACGCCAGCCUUGAGGCACCCGACGGGAAGCUGAAGAUGCCCAAGAUUUCCCUGCCCAAGUUCGGGGGCAAGGGCAGGGAUGGGGAGCUGGAGCCCGAGCCGGAGGAGCCGGGCCGGGAGGCCAAGCUGAAGAUGCCCAAGUUCAAGAUGCCGUCGUUUGCCGGCAAGCGGGACGCCGAGGGUGCCGGUGCCGCCACCCCAGAGCCGGAGGGGAGGCUCCUCAAGGGGGAGGCUGGGAGCGGCAGCUCCUUCCUGAAGAUGCCGAAGCUCACGGUGUCCGCAGGCAAGGCCGAGCCGGGCGCUGACGUCCAGCUCCGGGGCUCCAAGGGCGACCUCCGCUCGCGCGGCCCCGAGCUGGAGGUCCGGCUGCCCCAGGUGGAGCUGCCCAAGCUCGGGGCUCAGGAAGCGGCGGGCACAGGGAGCCCCGGCGCGGGGCGGAGGCCAGUGUUGGGCGCCCGAGGCGGGGAGGCGGAGGUGUCGGAGCCGGCGCUGCGGCUGUGCGGGGCCGAGCUGCAGCUCCCCAAGGUGCCGUCCCUUGGCGUUGCGGCGCCUGCGCUGGACCUGGCGCUCGGCCUCGCCGCGCCGGCGCCGGAGCUCGCCGCGGAGCAGGGGGGCGCCCAGAUCCAGCUGCCCCAGGUAGAGCUGGCGCGGCUCGGGGCCACGAGGGACGUGGGUACCGAGGGCAGGGGGCAGGCAGAGGAGGCCGCGGGCGCCUUCAAGCUGCCCUCGGUCGGGCUGCCCCAGCUCUCCGGCCCCAAGGGCAAGGCGCCGGAGCCACCGCAGCUGGAAGCGAGCGGCCCCAAGAUCAAGCUGCCCAAAUUUGGGGGCUCCAGCGGCGAUGUGCGGGGGGAGCCCGAGGCCUCACGGCUGGAGCUGGAGCUGAAGCCGCCCCGGCUCUGCGGCAGCCUGGAGGUGCUGGGCCCCACGGGCGAGGGGCAGGACGACGGCCCCGGCUUCAAGCUGAGGAUGCCGUCGUUCGGCGGCGCCGGAGCCGGCGCAGACACACAGCCCCUAUGCGGCGCCGAGCUCCGGGGCCGGGCGCCGCAGGUCGCUUUCCCGGAUGUGGGGUUCAGCAUGGCGGCACGGGGCGAGGACGCGGGAGGUCGGGGCCGCGGAGGGGCCGAGACGGAGGCCAAGGGUGCCCGGUUCCAGGUGCCCGAGCUGGAGCUGUCGGCCCCGGGCGCUGCGGUGCAGACGGCGCCCGGAGCCGCGGGGAAGGGAGACGCCGCGGACGGGGAGGCGGGCAGGAGGGCGAAAGUGAAGCUGCCCAAGUUUGGGCUGGCCCUGACCAAGGGGGCACCGGAGGUGGGCGAGGAGGCCAAGGUCAAGGGCAGGAAGGGCACGUUCACGCUGGGCAAGGCUAGGGAGGCCGAGGCGGCCUCGGGGCUCCUGGAAGGGGACGCCGACGCCGGGGACGGCCGGGCCAAGGGGCUGCGGCUCAAGCUGACGCCUGGCUUCGGGCUGUCGCUCGCCAAGGCCAAGGCCGCGGCCGAGGUGAACGGGCUGGAGGCCGACGCGGACAAGGGCGCCCGGCUGCGGCUGCCCAAGCUGGGCUUCUCCAAGGGCGAGGGGCCGGGCCUCCCCGACGGCGCGCGCCUGGGCCGGGUCAAGCUGCCCCGCGUGGAGCUGGCGGGCCCGCGCCGCCCGGGGGAGCCCGACGCCGAGAUGAGCCUGGAGCUGGUGCAGGCCGAGGAGGCGGAGGGGGCUCCCGGCGGCGCCCGCGCCGGCUCCAAGCUGGCGCUGGCCUUGUCCGGCUUGCGCAAGAAGGACGGGGACGGCGCCCGCGCCGAGAUGGCGGAGCCGGGCGCCGAGGCCGAGAAGGGCGCCCGCUUCAAGCUGCCCAAGCUGGCGCUGAGCCCCAAGGCCCGGGGGGUGCUGGAGAUCGGCGCGGCGCCACGGCAGGAGGAAGGAGAGCCGGGGGCGCCGGAGGGGCUCCAGGUCCGGCUGCCCAAGCUGGGCUUCUCGGCACCGGCAGCAGAGGAGGGACAUGUCGCGGCGGCUGUCUGAGGCAGGGGGGACACGGAGAGACCCCGACCCUGAGCCCGUGGACCCCUGUACUAACAACACCCUGAGCCCCCAGCUCCUGGCGACGCUCCCCCUGCCCCUUUUGGGGGUGACGAUUGGCUUCUGUCUUGGGCAAAGCCCCCAGGGUGUGGGUGGGAGCCGAGCGGUGGCUCAGGCACCCGUCGGCUCUGCCAAACAUUGAUCCCCCUUUUUCUCCCCCCACUGCCACUAACCACGUCGCCGGAGCCUAACCCGAGCGCUUGGAGAAGACACGGGGCCUGGAAGAUGGGGAGGGGGGUGGGGGGGACAUGCCCAAGGCUGCGGGGGAUGCAGUGGCAGAGGUGGGCAUAGCAGCCAGGUGCCUGGGGUCCGGCUUGCGAGGGAGGGGGUGGGGGGGAUCGGGGCUGCUUCUGCCUGGCUCGCCGCUGGCCUGCGCCUGCUGUGGGCGCCCGAGACCCCGGCCCAGCCGGGCAUUAAAGGACCAGCAUCUGCUUC